Molecule: messenger RNA, 1119 nt
Organism: Suillus discolor
Lineage: Eukaryota; Fungi; Basidiomycota; Agaricomycetes; Boletales; Suillaceae
Exons: 7
Coding region: 235-1011 (258 amino acids)
Source: RefSeq, a predicted model, not a curated record
AUGGAGUACAGAUCCAGCCGCGCUUGAAUUUUGCGACCACAUAAUAAACGAAGCCAGGUCCGAUCUGUGGUACGCCGCAUGUAUGAUGUAUUGGCGUUCCAACCCUGGUGCCUUGCCAAGGAUGUUAUACAGUUCACUGCCUUUGUUAAAAACUCCUCUCACUUGAAAAUCAACGCUUGAUUUUUUGAUAUAAAGAGCAGAACGAACACGCUAGAUGUAAUUUCCACCAUCACCAUGUUGCGUCUGUUGUGUAUCGCCCUGUCUCUUUUCUUAUCCCUUCAGCUCGCUGUUGCAGACCCUGUCUCAACAGUCUUACGAGUUCCACGUCACUCCAAGUCAUCGUCACUAGUACUGACCAAAUCUGUACUAUCAGCUCUCUUGGUUCGCCGAGGGAAGUUCACUGCUCGACAAGGAUGCCCCAGCGGAUAUCAGCAAUGCACCAACUACCCGGACGCAUGUGCCCCUGUUGGCAGCUUCUGUUGCAACGAUGUGUAUAACUGUCCAGACGACACCACCUGCUUCGAAUCCGAAUGUUGUCCCAAUACCGCGCAAACAUGUAAUGGACAUUCCUGCUGCAACCCUGGUAGCGAAUGCUGCAACGACGACAGUUGUUGUGAAUCCGGCUACUCCUGCUGCAAUGACUCUACCGGGGGAUGCUGCCCUACUGGAACGACGUGUAUAGCAGGUUCUGAUCAAUGUUCCACUGGAGGCCCAACUGGUGGAGGUGGAACCGGUGUACUCACUAGCGUUGCGGUUACUACUUCGUCCAAGUCAACCGUGCAGCCAAAAACCGCUUCUAGCAGCAGUCAUACAAGUACAAUCAACGAGCCCACAACAACUAAGUCUUCGAGUACUUCUUCGACAGCUUCAUCCACAGGGUCUACUUCGAGUGGCUUCCCACAAGUUGGUGCCGCUCCUCGUGGCAUUGCACUCGUACCUGGAAAACAACUUGUGGUCUUGGCCGCAGUUGUUGGUUUGCCGAUCCUCCAUAAUGUCGUCCAGGCGUUAUGAAUACGCAAUAACACUUUUCUUCUUAUAAUCAGCAUUUUUUUGAGGUUGUGAUUCAUGAUAUGUUCACUGUUUUUUACAUACUAGGACUUGUAAUACGAUGUUUUGCCU